GCGGUAUGCACACAAAGCUGGUAAUGUAAUCUUCCAACAAACCCAAAUAAGAAGCUGAGCAAACAGCUGUGUCGAAUGAAAGCUAAGAAAGGUUUCUUUGUCGUUGGAUUACUGUACCGGAACCUGACCAUGAGUGUUUCUGCACUCUUUCUACUUGGCAGCCUUUGCCUUGCCAUGACUGCUCAGGGGCAGCAGUGCUCCAAACCUACCUCACGGCAGAACAUGCAUCUAAAGGACGAGUACAUCCUUAAAGACACAUUUGAGGAUGGGUCCACUGUGGUCUUCGUCUGUGAUGUUGGCUACACAUCCGCAGGAGGUUCUGGAAGCAUCAAGUGUACUGCAGGGAUUUGGAGUCCUGUUCAGCUGACUUGCGAGAGGAAGAGCUGUGGAUCUCUUGGUGAAGUGACUAAUGGACAAGUUUCCUACCCUGAAGGAGUGCAGUUUGGGGAUAAAGCGUUGAUCACUUGUAACAUAGGUCAUAUAUUAGUUGGUAAAAGUGAAAUCAAAUGUGAAAUCCAAGGAUGGUCGGCCAGGUUGCCGACAUGUGAAGUUGUUAAGUGUCUUCAGCCAAGUAGUAUUGCAAAUGGUACAUUCGUAGCACUAAAGGAAGAUUAUGCAUACAGAGACGUUGUCGAGUAUUCCUGCAACAAAGGUUAUACACUCAAUGGAUUACGACAAUUAAUCUGUGAGGAAAAUGAAAAGUUCAAACCUUCUCCUCCGUCAUGCGUCUGGGUUGAGUGUAAGGAUCCUGUGAUUCCAAAUGCAGAAUAUAUUGACGGUUCUCGGCCUCCACAUAGGCACAUGGCUACUGUGAUAUAUAACUGCAAACCUGGGUACAAAAUGAUCGGACAAAAUACCCUGACCUGCAACAUAAGUAGCCAGUGGUAUCCUAGAAUUCCAGAAUGCAUCAGCAAUGGAAAUGUUGUUGUGGGAGGAUUACUGGGUGGACUUGUAAGCAUCACAGUCAUGUUUGUUCAAAAUUACUGGAUGUAAGCGUAUCAUCUCGAGUGGAGGUCUUCUUCUGACUGAUCAGGGAUGUACCUGCCCUUCAUGUGCUGUGCAGUCUUUGUCAUUUUUUGGGAACUUGAUUCAAAGCGGCAUCCUGGGACAGAAGUAGAUUAAGUUCUGUCCCUGUUUGAUUCAUUCUAGAUAUAAGCAGUUCAGCAUCAAGCAUAGCCUUGGUAGUCAGAUUUACAAGUUGUCCUAAGCAUGUGCAAUUAAGAUGUUUGAAAGAUGUUUUAAAUUUAUAUAUAUAUAUAUAGCAAGUUGCUAUUCUAAGAGUCUAGUUUAUGUAUUAUUUUAGUUUGUAGCUUCACAUAGUAAGAUUGCUGCUCAUAAGGUUUUAUUUGUUACAGAAAUAUUUUCAUUAAUAUGAAAUGAAUCAUGAGUUUUGUGUUUCGAAUAGCUGAUCAACCAGUCAGUCUUAAAGGUCCAGACUGAAGAAAACAGAAUGAAUUGCUGGAUAAUCCAUAGUGCCUGAACAAAUAUAAAUGCCAUCCUUGAUGUGCCUGAAUGAAAAGAUAUUAAGUAUUGUUUUUUUGUAAUGUAUGUUCUUAAAUAUUCUUUAUGUUAAUUCAUUUCUUAGCCAAUCGUAGCACUAUAUUACUGGAUAGAACUACAUAUUGCAUAGAAUGUCAAAUUACGGUAAUUCAGGUUUUAUUUAUUGCUGCAUUUUUAUAAGGGGACAGUAUCAUGUAAAACCAACAUUUUUUUAACUUUAUGUCAUUCUAUAAUGUAAUUCCCUCAUCAAAAACAUACCUGAAGUGUUGCCUUUAUUCUUUCAUGCAUGUUUAUGAAAUCCAUUAAUCUCUCGUGGCAUAAAGCUGCAAAGUCAAAUUUAUUUUAAGUCAUGUGAUAUAUGCCAUAUUUUUUACAAGAACUGAAGGUUAUAUAGUUCCUUGAAUUAGAUAUUAAAUGGUUCUAUGUACCUGAAAAAUACACAAUACUGCCCCUUUAAAAAUAUUUAAUAUCAAGGAGUUAAAGAGUAAUAUCUCAACCAUCUAAACACUGGAAUUAACCUGGAUCACACAGGUAUAUUUGAAAACCACUCUAAAUAUUGCACUGGUUCUGCCUUUUAUUUUUGAAAUAUAUUUAAAAAAAAGUUUUUUGCUGUAUUUUGAGCAGAGAAAUGAAACCUGCAUUUCCCUUUCCUAUUUAAGGAAAUGUAUUAAAUAAAAAAGAAAUCCAGUUGUACUUAUUGCUUGGUAUUGUAUAUAUUGACUGGGGCUUGCUCAUAUCUUGUUAUGAAUUUUUCAGUUUGGAAAAUGAACAAAGCAAUAAAUCCGUUUACAUCCUUCA
This is a messenger RNA of Xiphophorus maculatus (southern platyfish), 2298 nucleotides long. Its product is annotated as membrane cofactor protein-like. Gene Ontology annotation, biological process: negative regulation of complement activation, classical pathway. The transcript has 9 exons. NCBI's taxonomy places the organism in Eukaryota, Metazoa, Chordata, Actinopteri, Cyprinodontiformes, Poeciliidae. The coding region runs from base 76 to 993 and encodes 305 amino acids. The record is from RefSeq and is a predicted model, not a curated record.